GAGAUACACCAUCUUUUAAUACAGCAUACCUUUGCAACACAGGGGAGUGACAUCAAAGGUAAUGUAUUGAUCAGAAGUUAAAGAUUUCAUGAACAACUUACAAUAAACAUGUUGGUUGGUGUGCUAGCUUAGAAAAUAUGCUAUGAAAAGGGCACUUCACACCAGUUUGCAAGCUAGCUAGUAGCUAUAUAACGUUAAGCAAAUACGUUAAAAAUGACUAACGUGUGUGGUUGAAGUCCACAAUUUGUGAAGCUUAACUAUAAGAAGUGAAAAUAUAACUUGUUAAUUUGUAGUCUUCAAUGUUUUUUUGUGACAUGAGCUACAACUUUACAAAGCUAACUAUACUACUUCUGAACACCACCAGAGGUAGCUACUGAAAUCAAUGUGUUGAUACAAUUUAUCCAUCCUGUUUCUUUAUUUGUUACGGCUAUUUUCCAAGAGACCACCGCAACUCCUAGAGAGACUACAGGACGAACAUGGCUGUGUCCCCAAAAAGAAGAAUGAGGAGCAGAGAAAACAAUGAAAGGAGCAGACAAAGCGAUUGUGGCAAAGUCCUUUGGAAUAUGGAAAAGCAGCUCUCAAAGGUCCAGGACCAUGGAGAAGCCGGAUGAGCCGUCCGAGGAGAGCAAGGAGAACCUUUCCAGCUGCACCUGUGAGUCCCUGAGAAAAGAGAAUGAAUUUCAUGCUCACAUCCUGAAAAAAGUCAAGAAUUGUGCACAAAUCGACCACGGUGGACUGCGUGGACCUUGCAGCACGUCGUAUAUAUUUCCAAGAAAACUGCAAGUAAAGAUGGAUUCAGAAGGAGAGGAAAACACACUCCAAACAUGCAACGGUGGUAAAGUUCCAGCUGACUGCAUCACCCAGGCUCCAAGCACAUAUGGGUCUAUGGCUGCUAGGAAGAGGCUCGCCCAGGAAGGGGUGCAGGGCGCCCCCGUCAACAAGAGAAAGUCUCUCCUGAUGAGGCCCCGCCACUACAGCCCCAGUGAGGCGUGCUGUGAGGAGGAGAACGAGGACCUGGCACCGCCACAGGACAAAGAAGAGCUGAGGAACAUUGACACUCCAGCAGAUGGAUACUCAGAAACACUUAACGAGCCCAAGAGAAAUGGCUGCCAGGACGCAAUAACAAAACCCAAUGAUUCCUUUGGAUGGUCUGAAGUGGUGACUGACUCUCCCCAUCAGGAGGCUGCAGCCUCAGAAACUCUGGAGGACGAAGAGGUGGCGGAACAAAACCAAGAAGAAGAGGAAGAAGACCAAAGUCAGGACAGAAUGAGUAUGACUUGCAGUUCGUCGCCACGUAAAAGCCCAUACGGAGACAGCUGGGAAGCCAAGUGGGAGCCUCUGUCCCUGUCUCAUUCUGCAAGGGUGAAUGGCUCCAAUGGCUCUAUCAGCAGCCCCUCUAAAGCCACCACCAGAGAAAGAUACCUAUUGGGAAGAAACGACUACCUACACAUGAGAGACCAUGAUCCUGACURGGUCCUUAGUGGGUACAACAUGGGCAGAGCAGGUCCCUUCCAGACAGGGCCUCUGCGGCUCUACCGAUCAACCCCCAGUGAGGAGGACAGUGAGGGGGAGCCAGAGGUGGAGAGUCCUCCUCGGCUGGAGGCCUGGGCCCUGGGCCUGCAGGAGAUGGAGAGACCCCUGAGCCUGGAGAUGGACAGAGGAGACAGAGGAGAACGGGACAGAGACAGAGGAGACAGAGACUGGGAGAGAGGGAGGGUGAACCUGAGCCUCCUGGAGCAGGCCAUGGCAUUGCAGUCAGAGCAGAGGCAGGUCCUCCACAAUGCCUACAGGGAGAUGGAUAGGUUCCUACUGGAGCAGAUGACCAAUGAGAGGAGGCACCAACGGCUACUGGAUGUGGACACCAGGGUGAGCUAUCAUGGAUGCAAAGACUCUCCACGACCAGAUAAGAAGGAUAUAAGAUGUCCUACCCCUGGUUGUGACGGCACUGGCCAUGUCACUGGUCUGUACCCCCACCACAGGAGUCUGUCUGGCUGUCCCCACAAAGUCAGAGUCCCCCCAGAGAUCCUGGCCAUGCAUGAAAACGUCCUCAAGUGUCCUACUCCCGGGUGCACAGGAAGGGGCCAUGUAAACAGCAACCGUAGCACCCACCGGAGUCUCUCAGGCUGCCCCAUUGCUGCUGCAGUGAAAGUCUCCAAACCUCAAGAGGAGAGCCCCAAAUGCAGACAAGCACCUGAACGAUUGUCCAGUAGCCACUUUCCUCAUCAAAUCCAACAACACCUCGUCUUCUUGGAUUCUUCUCCAACCAGGCCUCUCGGCCCCCUCAUGAAGAAGUUGGAGUUGAAUCAGUACAACUACAGGUUCGCCCAUCACCAUCCUGUCACCACCGCCUUGCAAGCCAACCUCACCAAGGACAUGGACAAGUACAGCAAGAUCCGCUUUGAUUACGCCAGCUUUGAUGCACAGGUCUUCGGCAAACAACCUCUGAUGGCACCCAACCAGGACCAAGAAAUCUCUUCUUCACACUUCCCUGACUCUCUACAGUACACUGGCUUUCUGGGCUCCCCCGGCAACCGCCUGCCCACGCCAGGCCCUGGACGCCACAGCCCACCCAGCCAUUACAAACUUGGAGGUGAGGGGCUCCAAGCCACCUCUGCCACCACUGCCAUCCUCAACCUCUCCACCCGUUACCGAAGCAACAUGGAGUCCAUCUCGGGUCGGCCCCUGGCGUCCUCCACAAAGGACAUGCCCAUAGAAGUGGAUGAGAACGGCACUCUGGACCUGAGUAUGAAGAAGGGUCGGGAGGUGAAAGCCCCACCCCAGGUGCCUUUGGGAGACGCUACCCAGUCCCCUCCUGAGUCCACUCUGUCCAAGCAGGCCGGAAGUGUGCACAUCAGCCCUGCCUUCUACCAGGCUCUGUGCGAGAGAGACACCUGGGACACCCCUCUCAACUUCAGCAAAGCACAGCAACAAAUAAUGCACAACAGAGAGCAGGAAGAUUUUGAUGACGCUUCUCUGGAGGACCAGAGCUACUCUGGAGACGCAAGCAUGUUCAGCCCCAAGACCGAUAUGCUCUUAAGAGACUCUAAGAAAGAGCUGAUGAGCUGUCCUACCCCUGGCUGUGACGGUAGUGGCCAUGUUACAGGAAAUUAUGCAUCACAUCGAAGUGUAUCUGGGUGUCCCCUGGCUGACAAGACUCUCAAAUCACUGAUGGCAGCCAACUCUCAGGAACUAAAGUGCCCAACACCUAGUUGUGAUGGAUCUGGACAUGUGACAGGGAAUUAUUCUUCACACAGAAGUUUGUCAGGAUGUCCACGUGCCAGAAAGGGAGGCUUGAAGCUUACACCAAACAGAGAUGAAAAAGACGACCAAGAAAUAAAGUGUCCAGUGAUGGGUUGUGAUGGCCAGGGCCACACAUCAGGGAAGUACACAUCUCACCGCAGUGCAGGGAGCUGCCCCCUUGCUGCCAAGAGGCAUAAAGAGUCAUCCAUCAAUGGCCUCCCCUUCCCCUGGAAUAAGGCCUGCAAACAGGAACUGCCCCACUGUCCCUUGCCCGGCUGCAAUGGCCUUGGACACGCCAAUAACGUGUUUGUCACCCAUAGAAGUUUGUCUGGAUGCCCUCUUAAUGCUCAGAGUAUUAAGAAGAAGUUGACAGGAGAGGAGAUGAUGACUAUUAAACUUCAUGCCAGCAGUGGAGUCGACAACAACGAUGACGUGCAACACUUGGAUCAUGAAAUCAAAGAACUGAACGAAUCCAACCUGAAAAWAGAAGCUGACAUGAUGCAACUGCAGACACAACAGAUUUCAUCGAUGGAAUGUAACCUGAAGACAAUUGAGGAGGAGAACAAGAUGAUUGAACAGCACAACGACAGCCUUCUGAAGGAGUUAGCUCACCUCAGCCAGGCUCURAUCAACAGUCUCACAGACAUCCAACUGCCUCAAAUGGGGCCCAUCAGCGAGCAUAAUUUUGAAGCCUAUGUGAACACAUUAACAGAUAUGUACAACAGCUCUGAGCAUGACUACUCUCCCGAGUGUAAGGCUCUCUUGGAUAAUAUCAAACAGGCUAUGAAGGGAAUCCACGUUUAAGCUGUCGAGCCAUCAAGAGGAGGUAUCUUUGAGUUGGGAUAAUGGCACUGGAUGGCUGUGUGCAGUGAUGGCUUAGUUGCAUGUAUAAGACAAGGCUUUGGGAAAUGUGUCGACAUUUCACCGUUGAAUACAUUGCACUGAGACAAUUACCAGCCAAAAAUAAUUUGUAAUGUUUUUUAACGCUUCUGUAUUCACUUGACAUGUUUCUUCUGGUGAGAUUUCUACCCCCCUUGCACUUAAUUAUUUUGAAUGGUUUGCUUGAUUUAAAUCUGUAUUUAUUUGUUGUCUUUUUUAUAUUAUUAUUAUUUAUAAUCCUUAUUCAUCAAUGUAUUUAUUUCCACACAUUUGUAUUUAUUUCUAUCAUUGUAAAAUGCUAAAUAUUUGAAAUCUUUUGACUAAUUCUGCACAUUGUAAAUGACAUUGAAGCACGUUCCAGUUUCAACCAUAGCUCUCUUUCGUCAUCUAGUGGUGGUUUAUUUAUAUAUCAGAUCAUGUCAUAAUACAAAUUAUUUUAUCUCCCAUGAAGGUGGAGAACUCCACCAGAAUAAUCCAGAAUCAACAUGUUUUUUAAUUGUUGCUUUUGCUUUCUAUUUAAUAUUCAACACUGAAUGUAUGGUAAGAUCUAAAAUGCAAUGUUAGUGUACAUCUCUUAAUUCAACAAUAUGUUAAGUUGACUGCAAUUAGGGGAAUUGCUUUCAGCUGUUCGCAAAAUGCAACAUUAUUUUAUUUCAUUCAAUGAACUGAAUGUCAGAUUCAACUUGAGUGUGUCGCUCGAAUAGAGCAACUGACAGCACUAAGAAAAUUGAAAAAUCCACUUUGACUUUUUUCUUAAAUGAUAUAGAUAUUAAACUGCCUUCUGUGCACAUGCUGUGUGUGCAUAUAUGUGCCUACAUGUAAAUGAAUACAUAAAAUAUACAGUACUCUGUUUUGUGGUAGGACAGUAUUAUGUGGCUGGUGUCUAAUUUAUUGUACAGUACACUUUUCAAAGGAGAAAAUGUUCUUAAUGUUUAUAUGCCAUUUCAAAUCUUUAAGCAUCGUCUCGGUACUGUAGCUGUAAUCUCAAAGUCAGGUCUUGAAGUUUCACAGGUUAGGAAGUGUUAGUGCUUUUCUACUUUUUACUUCUCUUCGGCGUGGGAAAGCAGAAGUUGCUCGAAGAAAUGUAACACCACCAUACAAACAUUUACUCUGGUUUAAGCUAUUCUGACAUUAAAUUUGAGCUAAUAUAUACUUAAUGGUGGUCAGUGUCAUUUCAGUUUCUGUAUGUCACAUCAAUUUCAAAAUAUCCCCCAAAAGCACUUGGUGGCGUAAAUAUUACUGCAGGUUCUUCAGGGCCAGAUUCAAUAAGCGUUUGCACCUUGGUAAAUUAAGACCAUAUUGUCAAUAAUGGACAACUGUCAAUAGAAAUGUUCAGUUCAUCACUAUUUUGAAGCAAAAAGAGACAAACAAACAAUGAUAUUGUUAGUUCUUAACUGUUUAUUUUCAAUUGUUUAUUAUUUCUUUUUAAAUUGAGUUGUGAAUCAGUUGCACUUUUUUCUUUUGUAUUUCAGAUUAGUUCUAUUGCCCUGGGGUUCCAGAAAAAGAUUAAGCUUUCUUUGUUUGUAAGCAUUGCUCUUGAUGUCACAGGAAAAUGUUAUUAUUUUGACGUUUGCAUGGGUUGAUAGUCUUAUCAAGUUACAAUAAAUUGAGUUUGACUUGGUCUGCUACACAUGUCCUGAGGAGGAAUUGGAAGUGCAUAUCUGCAAAACAAAGCCAAAUUUAGGACACUUGUUGAGGAAAAUACUUUAUUUUAUCCAAAUACUCAACUCAUUCUAAAGAAUUGUAAUCUUUAAAAAUGUAAUCAUUGACAGUUUGUUUAACUUAAUAAUUGUGUUAAUUGAUCAUUCGUAAUAUUUAAUUCACAUACCACACAUUAUUUGCUCAGGAAGUUUCGUGAAGAAUAUUUAUUUUUCUCUGUUUAGUAUUUGAUGUUUUGUAAUGUGAACUGGAUUUUUGUGGAAUGAUAUUAGUAUGAUGAAACUGUAUUGGACAUUUUCAUUAAAAUGUUGUUUUUUCAGUUCAAGUAGUUUGUAAAUCGAAAGUUCCUAUUACUUUUACUAUUUCAUAAGCAGAUAUGCGCUGUGCUGUACAGUUUGUGUAUGGUAGAAAUAAAACUUUUUAAAUGGUU
This is a messenger RNA of Salvelinus sp. IW2-2015, 6208 nucleotides long. RefSeq names its product suppression of tumorigenicity 18 protein. The record is from RefSeq and is a predicted model, not a curated record. Gene Ontology annotation, biological process: regulation of transcription by RNA polymerase II. NCBI's taxonomy places the organism in Eukaryota, Metazoa, Chordata, Actinopteri, Salmoniformes, Salmonidae. Gene Ontology annotation, cellular component: nucleus. Gene Ontology annotation, molecular function: RNA polymerase II cis-regulatory region sequence-specific DNA binding; DNA-binding transcription factor activity, RNA polymerase II-specific; zinc ion binding.